Molecule: messenger RNA, 4572 nt
Organism: Amphimedon queenslandica
Lineage: Eukaryota; Metazoa; Porifera; Demospongiae; Haplosclerida; Niphatidae
Product: trinucleotide repeat-containing gene 6B protein-like
Exons: 7
Coding region: 674-4354 (1226 amino acids)
Biological process (GO): positive regulation of nuclear-transcribed mRNA poly(A) tail shortening; miRNA-mediated post-transcriptional gene silencing
Cellular component (GO): P-body; nucleoplasm
Molecular function (GO): protein binding; RNA binding
Source: RefSeq, a predicted model, not a curated record
AUUGUUAUCACAAAUAUUUUGAUAACUUUUAAUAACUACUCGAGACCACGCCCAAUCGAUUACUGGCCCUACAUGUAUAGCUGGGAGAACUGCUGAGAGUGACUUCUUGUUACCGAGUCACUGGCUGUGUAGUCACUCAACGGGUCCACUCAUCAUUCCAGUGAUAGUUGUCGUCUCUAGGGCGCGCUACGACUGGUCCUCUGUUCUCCUCAUAGCUCCCUCGCUCUUUUUUCCCAGACCCGCCGAGCGAAUUCACCGACACACUACCAACCGAGUCCGUCUCUUCGUGUAGUCAGUUACGAGAAGACCGAGUCUGUACUGUGCCCAUCUCCUAGCUCCCCCGUUUCUUCUAUUAUCUUCCUUCGCUUUCCGAUUCAGCCCGUCUCUCAGUAUUAUGGCGUUGCUCUGAAGGGGCACACAGCAACCAAUUCGGCACCGUUAGCUCUUCUAUUAUACCGUCUGUCACUCUCUGAUCCAGUGUCACAUCAUUUAACACGACCAGUAGAACUUCAUCACGUCAGCUCACCAUUUUCAUAAAGCACAUAUACUAAAUACUAACAGAUAGCUUAUACAGGUCAUUCUCCAAUCAUUCCCUCUCUUUGGUCUUUUGCUCCAGAAUCACUUUACAAACAAUCUGACAGUUUUUCUUUUCUUGUUUUUGUCUCAUCACACGAUGACUACAGCCAUGGUUGAUAAUAGCAUUCUUUCUUUUCCUUCUAAUAAUUCAUCAGUUUGCUCGUUUCCUCAUUACGCAGCGGCUGCAGCUUCAGGUAGCAAAAAGUCUAAAGAAACCACUAGUAGUGCUUCCACAUCCUCUACAAAAUGGCCUCCACAUUCUUCAUCAUCAGCUCCAGACAGCAACUGGUCCAACUCCUCAGCCACUAGCCCUGACAGUGCCUCUGACAGCAACCCGUCAAUCCAGUCUAACAAGUUUAGCGGGAGAGGAAGCGAUGGCCCUUGGAACAACCAGCCCCGUCAGCAGCAGUCGCACGACCAAACAUGGCCGUCAUCCUCCAACCAUUGGGUCUCUGACGAGGACUCUUAUUCUAACUCUGACCCCAUCACAGAGGAGGGGCUGAGCAACGAGAUGAGUGAUGGUUUUCAAGGUAGCAGUACCCGUGGGCCUGAUAAGGCUACAGGGGGUGGUAGACAAUUGAAUGAAGUUUGGGAAGACGAGUCUGCCAGACAGAAGAAGCAUUUGGAGACUACCUCGUGUAGAGAUGUAAAGUCACCAAGCAACGAGUCUGUUGAUGGCGGAGGGGACUCUACAGUGGGUGGGGAGGGAGGAGGAGUUUGGAGGAGCAGGAAUAGCAUGGGUAGUACCUCAUCAGUCAACAGUGUAGGGAGCAGCUCUAGUUGGAAGACUAGUAACACUAGAAUUAAUAACUACAAUAGAUCAAAUAGUCCAAGGAAAGGGACCGGAAUGGGUGGUGGACGCUACGAGUCUCACCGCAGUCUUUCAGUGAGUAGCAAUGGAGGGGGAGGGAUAGGGCGGGGCAGUAGUAGGUUCUCUGGAAAGAAGAAGCCUGUCAUGGACCUUGAUGACGCAAUAGAGAGUCUUCAUUCCGAGCCGAGUGGAUGGGGGGAUCUGCCGAGCCCUAAACCGACAGGGAUUGAUACUGGUACCGAAGUUUGGGGUAUUCCGGACGAUGUGAAGCAAAAGAUGAAGAAAGAUAAGCCUCAUAUUGGAGGAGGGAGGGGACAAUCUUGGAGUGAUACUGGGGAUGAAUGGGGAGGUCCUGAGGUAGACCAGGGCUGGAACGGAGGCAGAGAGAAUGGCUCUGAGGCCUACCAGUGGGAGACGACUGGCCCUGGGAACUUGUCUGAUGGCAGCAAUGGCUGGAGUACCGUCAGCAAAGGAGGAAAGGAAAGGAGCAAUGUCACUGAUAAAGUCAAAUUGUUGGUUGAUAUGGGAUUCUCACCUUCUUCCUGUGAGAAGGUCCUCAAAAUGAAUAAUAACAAUAUAGAAGCUGCUCUAGGGGAUCUCUUAGCAUUAUCAGCACUCAAGGAGGACGACCAGGAGCUCUCUUCCGCUCCUCCUCCUUCCCUCAAUCUUGCUCCGCCAAUCAAAUCAAACGAGACAGGUCCCUCUCCUCCUCCCUCCUCCUCCUCCUCUCAUUAUUUCAUAGCUACCUCAUCCACCUCUUCAAGCCCCACCCCUCCCUUAACCCCAUCCCUCCAGUCACCAUGGAACCACAGACCACCCUCAGUCCCUAGCACUUCUAUGCUGACCACACCCACCACUAAUAGCGGAGGAGCAGGGGGUAACGUCCAUACUGGGCUUGAUCUUGUUAAUCUCCAACAGGUGCUGGGCCAGCAGUUGAACCAGUACUUGUUGCUGAGGCAGAGAUUAAUGAUACAGAUCAGUCAGUUAAAGGCUGUUCCCCAAGGAGGUGGGGCACCACAGCAUCAGUUCCUCAUGGCUAACUUGAAUCAGAUUAAUACUCAAAUAAAGGGAGCCCAUCAACAGCUCGCACUUAUCAAUCAAAUGAUACUCAAGCAGCAGCAACACCUCUCCCCUGACGAUAAAGACGAAAAGGACAAUCUUGUUCUGGGUGGGGUCAGUAGUGAGGCCACGCCCACCACCAGCGGGAUUGAUGUAAGUGUUUCAAUGCAGAGCCUGAGUCUUGAUCCUCCUCCCCCUCCUCCUCCUGGGGAAGUUGGUAAGCUAUCAGCGAGGAACCUCUCACGGCUUCAGAAGGUGAUGACGUCAGUGGAUGAGGGAAGCAGCAGUGGAGCCACCAUUACUGGAACUGAUGAUACCAGCACAUUAUCACAGUCUGAGAGCAUCCUACAAGAAGACGCUAAUGAUUCUCCUCCUCUACUGCUCAACACUUCUACCAGUACAACCAGUACCGUCUCCUCCGGUGGCGGGUUUACUUCCAGUGGUCGCUUUAGCUCUGUACGCUCCGUUGACGAGAUACCAGAGUUCAAACCGGGCGUUCCCUGGAAUCCUCACUCUUCCAAGCCUCACCACAGCCUCACCGCUCCCAGCACUCCAUCAGGUCCUAGUGGAGACUACACUGUUCCUGGUAUGUAUGGGGCUGAGCCCAGUGAGAAGAGCUACUCUGCUUAUAAUAGAGGAGGCUCAAGUUAUAUGCCUUCUGCUGGUUUUGGUAAUCCCCAUCCUUCCACUGGGGGUAUUGUUGGAAUGGAUUCAAAGUUUCAAGGGACAUCAAGAUUCUCAAGCCAAGCCCCCACGUCCCUCCAGUUUAACAGAUCAAACAGCUACAAUGGGAGCUCUAAUAGUUUUUAUGCUAACAGUACAGUAGGAGGAGGGGUUGGUUCCUCUAGUGCUUAUAAAGGAUAUGGUGUUGGUAUGCAGCAGGGACAGCAGUCAAAGUAUCAUCCCCAGCAGUCACAGAUGCAUGUCCAGCAGCCCUCGUCAUUUUCAAGACGUCCUAAGCUUGGACACCAGCACAGCUACAGUGGUUACUCGUCUACUCUCCCUCCUACGCCCACUGGUGGUAAUUAUGGUGGCCGGUCCUCGGUCAGUGGUGGUAGCUAUAGGGGGAACGGAGGGUCUUAUGGACAACAACAGCAAAACAAAUGGACCUUUGAUGGUAAUCCCUGGGGCAUGCCUGCAACAUCAGGUAGUAUAUGGUCAAUGGAAAGUUCAGAUUCAUUGUUGAACACAACAGCAUCAAGUGGUGGCACUGGGACUGGCUACAAUGACUGGAGGGGAGGAGGAGGAGGAGGAGCAAUGGGACGUAAACCAUCUCUUCCAUUGCAGCUCUCUCCUCACAAUAGCUUCAUUGUGUUAAGGAAUGUUACACCUCAGAUUGACGAGACUUCUUUGCGUGAGGUGUGUAGUGAGUAUGGCAAAGUCCUAGCCUGUACAAUCAACUCAUUUAACGAGUCAGUUCUCAUCAGGUACUCUACCAAAGAAGAGGCUGCUCUCGCAAAGUCUGGCCUAGACAGAAACCCUUCCAUAUGUGGCGUGUAUGUAAACCCCCAAUUCGCCUCGGAAGCUGACAUUUCCUCUUUCUCUGAUCAAAGGACGCCUUCCUCUAACAUCAGCCUCUCCUCUGCUUUCGGGAUGUCCUCGUCAUGGCUGCCCCAGCGACUCCCCCACCCUUCCCCUCAACCGGUCAAGAAGCCUGCCUCUCUCUGGGGCACAGACUCCAGGACUAGCUCCUCUAGUGAUAGCUCGCAGAUGUCUCUUUGGGGGACAAGCGACAGCAGCUCAACUGGUUUGACUUCCUUGUCUAGUCCUUGGGGUAACUCUGUGUUGCCUCCCACUCCAUCACAGCCACUACCUACUGCUGCUCAGCGAGAAGAGGGCAGCUCCCACCAAUCGACUGUUAGUUCCAGCCCUCCUCUCUCUACCUUUCUACCCAAUGGACUUUUCUAACGGGGAGAGGAGGAGCGAGUCUCUCUCUUUUUAAAAUUUAUUGUAAUUUUUUGUGUUCGUGUCCUGUCCCGUGUUUGUUCUCUUUUUGUUUCUCCAACUCUUUAAGGAUUCCAGAACCGUUGGCAAACCCACAUACUACUAGUCAAUUAAAUACAUAUCUAUUAUUAUAAUUAUUAUAUAAAGAGCACCACUAUGAUAUGCUGUAGCAUUGGAAAAAA